Messenger RNA from Saccostrea echinata, 2383 nucleotides. RefSeq names its product cyclic nucleotide-gated channel rod photoreceptor subunit alpha-like. Gene Ontology annotation, cellular component: membrane. Gene Ontology annotation, molecular function: monoatomic ion channel activity; protein-containing complex binding. NCBI's taxonomy places the organism in Eukaryota, Metazoa, Mollusca, Bivalvia, Ostreida, Ostreidae. Bases 251 to 2383 code for a protein of 710 amino acids. The record is from RefSeq and is a predicted model, not a curated record. Gene Ontology annotation, biological process: monoatomic ion transport; transmembrane transport. The transcript is spliced from 9 exons.
ACAACCACAUACGAAUAGUAUUGAACUGCUUUUGACCAAGAAAGAUGGGGACGUGGAUAUACCCUAUAAACCCUUAAACCAAGACAAAAAAUGCACGAGAAAGUCAAGUUCUUCCUCUCUAAACAAUUCAAAUCCACCCAAUUUGGCGAGACUUCAGGUACCUGGGCAAUCAAGCACAGCAGGUGGAAAUGUCGGACGUAGAUGGCGCAGUAUUCGGCAUGCUGUACGUGUUACAAACGCUGCAGUUUCGAUGAAGAAAGGGUUGAAUAGGGAUGAUUCUUUCUUGAAGAAAUUUUCGACGAGGCAACCUUACCGAGCCGAUUCCGUAGGAACCAUUGACGAACAUUUAGAAAACAACCAAUCUGAAGUCGAAAGCCGUUCUAAACACCUGACCGUGCUCCAACCAGACGGAAACAUUAUGUUUUACUGGUUGUGCAUUUUAACUCUUUCUAUACUUUACAAUCUCUGGACAUGCAUUGCUCGGGAAGCUUUUCGAGAAAUUCAAGAGAGAAACAUGAUGGUAUGGAUAGGAUGUGAUAUUUUUUGUGAUAGUAUCUAUGUAUUCGAUAUUUUUGUGCAAAUUCGAACUGGAUAUUUAGACAAGGGCAUUAUGGUCUACAACUCAAAAAAACUUCUAAUGAGAUAUGUACGGACAAAAGACUUAGUUCUUGAUCUUGCGUCUUUAAUCCCUUUAGAUUUUCUCCAAUUCAGCAUUGGUGUUCAUCCUAUGUUACGUUUUCCAAGAUUCUUAAAAGUCUAUCGUAGUUUUCGUUUUCUGCACUUGCUUGAAACACGGACUCACUUUCCAAACUUUUUCCGAGUGGCAAACUUGACACACAUACUGUUUUUGGGAUCGCAUUGGUUUGCGUCUUUUUACUAUAUGAUAUCUGAAGCAGAAGAUUUCGAAGGCGAUUGGUCCUAUCCCAAACCAGUGGGACAGUUUGCAACAGUGACCCGGAAGUAUUUAACCUCUCUAUUCUGGUCUACACUAACUCUGACAACCAUUGGAGAUCUCCCUCCUCCAGAAUCUAACUGGGAGUACGUGUUCGUCAUCGUCAGCUAUUUGAUUGGGGUCUUCAUCUUUGCCACGAUCGUCGGACAGGUGGGAAACGUGAUAACGAACAGAAAUGCGAGUAGACAGGAGUUUGAGAGAUUGUUGGAUGGGGCAAAGUUAUAUAUGCGGAUGCAUAAUGUACCACAAGAUGUCCAGAAACGGGUUCAGAGGUGGUACGAUUACGUGUGGACUCGAGGCAGAAUGAAAGGUUCGGAUAUCAACUCUCUAGGUUUACUUCCGGACAAGCUGAAAACAGAACUAGCAAUACACGUCAACUUGGAAACCCUCAAAAGGGUAACUAUCUUCCAAGAAUGUCAGCCUGAAUUUUUGCAUGAUUUGGUGUUGAAGAUGAAGGCAUAUAUCUUCACUCCCGGGGACCUGAUCUGUCGUCAAGGUGAGGUAGCCCGGGAGAUGUUUAUCAUAGCAGACGGCUUGGUGGAAAUCAUAAGUGAAAGUGGAACCGUUCUGACAAAAAUGGAAACUGGAGAUUUUUUUGGAGAAAUUGGAAUAUUAAAUUUAGAUGGGGGAAUCAACAGGAGAACUGCCGAUGUUAAAUCGGUGGGUUAUUCUGAACUCUUUGUUCUAUCUCGUGAAGACGUGUUAGAGGCACUAAAAGACCACCCAGAAGCAGAGCGAGUUAUUCGAGAAUAUGGACAACAAAGACUAAAGGAAAUAGAAGUGCAUAGACAAAAAAUGAAAUUUUCUGUUUCCGAUUUUCAAACAAAAUGGUCACCAAACUCUCCUGCUCGAUACCUCCGCGGAAGCCCGAGUAAGCAGAUACGAGUGGUUAAAAGCAAAAAAGCUCCAGGGGUUUUAAUAAAUAAUGUAAGUAAACGGAAGAGUAGAAAAAAGAAAUUUCUUGGUGCCAUGAAAGAUCUAGCCAUGAAGACAGGAUACAAAGGAGGUUCUACACAUAGUCAAGACAGGACUGAAAUGGGACAAACUGAGCAACAGGACUGCUGGCCAGUCAUUGCUAAGCUUCCUCAGGGGGAUGUUAUAGCUAUUAAAGAAAAUCAUAAGCCAAGAAAAUUCAGUUUUCCAACCAUUGUUGAAAAAGCCAUGGAGGCAAAUAAGAGGGGAUUGCUAAUUUGUGAGAAGAACAAAGUGUCUGAUGACUUAGCAGGUGUUACAAAGAGUGUAGAUUCUAGCUCAAAACAAUGUGACUUGACAAUUAAAAGAAAUGCUCAAGAAGGUAAUGUAGGAUACACAAAUCAACACCCUGAAAACUCCGUCGCAAAGGAUGGUCCAAAUUACCUGCUGUCAAAAAGAUUGAAUCAAAGUCCUACAACGUUAAAUAAACAAAGUGCAAACAAUUCCACAAUAAGGUAA